This is a messenger RNA of Acanthoscelides obtectus, 909 nucleotides long. The record is from the annotation of a GenBank genome assembly. Lineage: Eukaryota; Metazoa; Arthropoda; Insecta; Coleoptera; Chrysomelidae.
UGUUGAAGCAGGUUAUGCUGUUUUCGAAUAAUACUUAGGUCUCUGGUAAUUGUGUCUUAAGGGUAUAAUGCGCAAUUUAGUGCGAAGAUACGUGACAGUGGAACAGCGUAAAGCCGAAAACCAAGGUGUCACUGAAGACGAUGUGAACGAGAUCAAGCAGGACAUAUCUGCGUUCCGCUUCGAGCUUAUAGAAAUACUGAAAAACUCGGGAAUGAACACUUCUACGGCGCAUAGCGGUAUGGGCACCGGCGGCAAGAAAAACAGACAGAAAGAGCGGAGACUGAUGAAGGGCUUCAACAUCGGACCCCAACCUUCGACUUCGUCCGCUUCGUUGCCUCCCGUUGCUGAGUUCAUCGCGUCCUUACAACAGACACAUCACCACCACACGGGCAGUCAAGACAGUCAUCAUCAUCACCAUCACCAUCACGACUUCUUCGGCAGCACUCUGUCUGGCAUUUUCGCCGGUGCAACGGGUCAUCAAAGGAAAGGUCACAUUGGAUCAACAGUUAGUUCUUCACAGGGUAGCAUCAACGAAGGUCACCAUCAUCACCACCAUAAAAGAAUGAAUCUGAAACGAUCACACUCCCACAAGAGGCGAUGGGGUACUUUGAUUGAGGCUGCUAAGACAGGCAAGUUUCAGUGUCAGAUUAUUAUAAGUGAUCUGCAAGUAGACCCAUAUUUUACUAUAAUGGAUUCAUCCUCAUCAAGCUUUGACCCAGACGUGGCAUCUUCGUAUCGUGCUAGGAAGCAAGGAGGUCCAGUGCCGUAAUUAUUUGAAUCAUCUGAAUUCUUAUACACACCUCAUCUAGUAGAAAAAGAAACACAAGAAAGAAGAGUUUCCAUUUUACAUGUUACAGACUUUAUGUUAUUACAGACUUUUCUUGUUGUUAUCUCUUAUCUCUUAUCUGG